AUGGCAGUUCCCUUGCUCUUCACCCUUCCCCCUUCCAACCGCCACGACUUCCUCGCCCUCGACCCGUCAGACAAAUACACGCUGAAAUCGCUGAACAAGCUCAUCACGGCUACGAUUGCUUCGUCGCCGAAUUGUGAGGAAUGUAUGGUAUCUUUCCUUUUCUCCACGCCCUCCACCCUCCCACUGCCUCCAUCGACCCCCCAAGUACCCCCUCCCCUCCCCUCCCCCCUACCAUCCACCCUUCCCCUCCCACACCCCUCAUUAACCCACCCACCCCCAACAGUCAUGGCCUCCCACAAGCCCCCCACCAGCACCCCCGAAACAAUCCAACAGCUACGCAUGCACUGGGACACCAAAAAACUGCCCGCCAAAAUGUGGCCCGAAUACACCGUCUUGACCGAAGAAAACGUAAACGUAAUCUUACAGAUUGUGGGACGGGAGUUUGGGAUCGGGGUGUUGGAGGUUGGGUUGGGGAAGGGGGAGGAAGGUGGUGGGGGGUUGGGUUGA
Molecule: messenger RNA, 507 nt
Organism: Plenodomus lingam JN3
Lineage: Eukaryota; Fungi; Ascomycota; Dothideomycetes; Pleosporales; Leptosphaeriaceae
Source: RefSeq, a predicted model, not a curated record